This is a messenger RNA of Brienomyrus brachyistius, 1137 nucleotides long. RefSeq names its product collagen alpha-1(V) chain-like. The coding region runs from base 186 to 938 and encodes 250 amino acids. The transcript has 6 exons. The record is from RefSeq and is a predicted model, not a curated record. Lineage: Eukaryota; Metazoa; Chordata; Actinopteri; Osteoglossiformes; Mormyridae.
UUUACAUUGAUUGUCGAUGAUUUUUAUCAUUAGUUAGAUAGGUAAAUAAGUUUAAAUAGGCAAUCAUUUGAGGGCCAGAAAAUGCAUUUACCUUAUUUCUUAUGGGGAUAUUCGACCUGGACCUCGACUAAAUCGCAACUGGACUGGUCUUCUGGAACGAAUUAAGUUCGUGUUCCAAGACAGAUAUGCGUAUCCGGACAGCGUGGGUGUUCUUGACCACGAUGCUUGCUACAGUCAGCGCUUUUACUGAUGCUGGUCAGGGCGAUUCCGCUGAGAUGGGGUCGGGGAUGCCCGUCACAGAAGAGAUAGACCUGCUGGAGAUACUCUCCCGGCAUGCGCUGAACAGCACCAAUGUGACUGUGUGGACGAGGCCGCAGGAGUGCAUGGACCUGCAGAUUGGACAAUACGCUGCUCUUACUCUGCCAACUCACCAGGCUUUUGGACCCAGGUUUGCCGAUGAGUUCAGUCUGCUGAUGCAGCUGCGCAGCUCCCAGCCGGAAGAGCGAGCCCUACUGUCCGUGCAGAGUCCCCACAGUCACGUCCUGCUGCAGAUCCGCCUCAGCGGCCAUAGCUUCACUUUCAUCAGCACCCAGCAGCGGCUCUACGAGUUCCCGGUCCGUGUGCUGUCAGAUGGCCGAUGGCACCGUGUGUCGGUGGCCGUGUCUGCAGGAAGCCUCGCCCUGUACGUGGACUGUGUUUUGGUGGAAGACGUAAAGUGGGGCUACCCAGGCAUGGACAUCAGCACAGACAGUUUGCUGGUGGUGGGCGGCAUCAUUGAGGACUCUGAGAUACCGUAUGAGGGAGACCUAAGGCAGAUGACCUUUUUAAUGGGUGACCCCAACGCAGCAAGGGACCACUGUACCCUCCACCUGCCAGUGUGUGAGCACCUAGGUAGACCUACUCCAACGGCCAAGACACUCCACCACCUGGAGGUAUAGAGUUCUGAACAUGCCUCCGUAAGCGCAGAUCCAGAUUAGAGUAUGUCACCCAAAUGUUUUGGUUCUGCACUCCAUUCUGUAUGAAUGUAACGUGUACAGUUUUUACUGCUUUCAGGGCAUAGCAUAGAUAUCCUUUAUACCUAAAGACAGAGAUAAGGGAGACUGAAUACACUCCCUAAUGAUCUCAAUGGGGUGUUAU